AUGUUUCACGUGCUACCGGGAGAUCCCUAUUUCCCCGACUAUGCAUCUGUGUACCAACCCAUUUCUCCAGCUGAACAUGCAUCGAUGCAAUCUGAUGAGUUCGAGCCUGAAGAAGAUCCAGAUGAGGAUCCGGAAGAGGAGAUGGAGGAGGAACCUAAGGAUGAUCCCGAAGAAGAUAUGGAUGAAGAUGAGGUAAUAAUAAUAACCGAUUCAGAGUCACCCGCUUCAAUUCCACCUUCUCCCAGCCGCUCUUUCCUUGGAUUUUCACUCUGCCGUUCAAGAAAAACCGCUAGGAUUUCGGUCCCAAAACCCGUUACUAUAAAAUAUAACUUGAGGUCCCCUCGCACCAAAAAGACGAUGGAACCACCUGUUUCGGAAAGCAACUAUGAGAACCAAAGGACGACCGGAAAGCGGACGGCAGGAACAUUUGAAGAAGGACAAACAUCUGGAGCUGCACCUACUUCUGACAUGGACAUUGACAAAUUGUCCUUCCUACUUGAGCAGAACGUCCGAUUGCACGGACAAAUGUGGCACGUCAGUGACAAACUAAGCAACAUGCAGGGUCAAUCCAUAAAAAGGAAGGAAGAAAUGGUCCGAAUGAAGCAACUACAAGAGCAGUAUUAG
Molecule: messenger RNA, 624 nt
Organism: Lactuca saligna
Lineage: Eukaryota; Viridiplantae; Streptophyta; Magnoliopsida; Asterales; Asteraceae
Source: the annotation of a GenBank genome assembly